AUUGAAUGAAAUGGAAACUACUGACAUCUUUAGGAAUAAUUAGGAGUUACUUAUAAUAAUGAAAUAUAUCGGUUAAGGCUGGCGACUGAAUCGCGUUUGUUGUACGUAAUUCGUUUUAAGAGGAAAUCAAUCAUUUUGACAAAUGGAUAUCGGUGAAUUACUCUCGUACAAACCACCGAACACACCUAAAAGACCUGUAGCAGGAGAAGAAGAUGACGAGGAUGAGUGGGAAAAUGCCAAAAAACCAAAGAGAGUGAUUAAAACUCCAUAUCAUGCACGUCAAAGACAGCCUAGAGAAAUUGAAGUAACUCCGGUUAGAAGCAAUGAACCACCUACACCUAUCAGAGCUGCUUUACCUUCUCCAGCGAAUGAUGUAGUUGAACCACAGUUGACAGAAAAGGAAAAGCAGGAUAUUUUAAAAUAUGUAGAAACUGAAGCUCCUGAAGUAGAGGCAUUGGAUGAAGCAACACUUAAAAGAAUGGUUCUCUUAUUUGAAAAGAGAGCACUUAGGAAUCAAGAAAUGAGGGUGAAAUUUCCUGAUCAACCAGAGAAAUUUAUGGAAUCAGAAGUGGAAUUGCACGAGACUCUUCAGGAACUUCAUGUUGUUGCUACCAAUCCAGAUCUCUAUCCAUUAAUGGUAGAGCUAGGUGCUGUACCAUCUCUGCUUGAAUUAUUGUCACAUGAGAAUACAGACAUAGCAGUUGGGGUUGUGGAUCUUUUACAGGAGUUGACAGAUGUUGAUAUUUUACACGAAAGCCAAGAAGGUGCAGAUACAUUAAUUGAUGCUUUAUUAGAGCAACAAGUUUGUGCUCUUCUUGUGCAAAACUUAGAAAGACUGGAUGAAUCAGUAAAAGAAGAGAGUGAUGGAGUUUACAAUACUUUAGCUAUCUUUGAAAAUCUUUUGGAGUUCAGGCCAGAGCUAUGUGCUGAUGCAGGAAAACAAGGAUUAAUGCAAUGGCUGUUACGAAGAAUUAAAGCAAAAACACCAUUUGAUGCUAAUAAACUUUAUGCUAGUGAACUUUUAUCUAUUCUUUUACAAAACACACCAGAAAACAGGCUACUUCUUGGUGAACUUGAUGGAAUUGAUGUAUUACUGCAACAACUAGCAUAUUACAAAAGGCACGAUCCUCAAACGGCUGAGGAGCAGGAAAUGAUGGAAAAUUUAUUUAAUGUACUGUGUUCAAGCCUAAUGGCAACUGUAAACAGGGAUAGAUUUUUAAGGGGGGAGGGAUUACAACUUAUGAAUUUAAUGUUGCGAGAAAAGAAAAUGUCUAGGAAUGGGUCUCUUAAGGUAUUAGAUCACGCAAUGAAUGGCCCGGACGGAAAAGAUAACUGUAGUAAAUUUGUCGAUAUUCUCGGAUUAAGAACUAUAUUCCCGUUGUUCAUGAAAACUCCAACAAAAAAUCGAAAAAGAAUGCUUAGUGCAGAAGAACACGAAGAACAUGUAGUAUCAAUUAUAGCAAGUAUGUUAAGAAAUUGUAAAGGUCAACAGCGCCAGAGGCUAUUGAGUAAAUUCACGGAAAAUGAUUACGAAAAAGUAGAUCGAUUGAUGGAGCUUCAUUUUAAAUACCUCGAGAAAGUGGAGGAAGUGGAAAAAAAUACAAAGGAAGAUGAAGAUGAAGAAGACUCGUACCUGAGAAGAUUAGACGGUGGGUUGUUCAUCUUGCAAUUAGUAGAUUACGUAUUGUUAGAAGCAUGUACCGGUUGUCCACCUGCAGUGAAACAACGAGUAACACGAAUUUUAGCUCAAAGGAGAGCGUCGCUCAAAACUAUCAGACACAUCAUGAGAGAAUACGCGGGAAAUCUUGGCGAUGCUGGCGAUUCGGAAUGGAGGGAAGCGGAGCAACAACACAUAUUGCAAUUAAUCGACAAAUUUUGA
Molecule: messenger RNA, 1879 nt
Organism: Habropoda laboriosa
Lineage: Eukaryota; Metazoa; Arthropoda; Insecta; Hymenoptera; Apidae
Product: beta-catenin-like protein 1
Exons: 10
Coding region: 143-1879 (578 amino acids)
Cellular component (GO): spliceosomal complex
Molecular function (GO): protein binding
Source: RefSeq, a predicted model, not a curated record